AUGCCCCUCCAGCAGCUACUGUCGUGGCACGGCGGGAUGCCCCUCCAACAGCUACUGUCGUGGCACGGCGGGAUGCCCCUCCCGCAGCUACUGUCGUGGCACGGCGGGAUGCCCCUCCAGCAGCUACUGUCGUGGCACGGCGGGAUGCCCCUCCAGCAGCUACUGUCGUGGCACGGCGGGAUGCCCCUCCAGCAGCUACUGUCGUGGCACGGCGGGAUGCCCCUCCAGCAGCUACUGUCGUGGCACGGCGGGAUGCCCCUCCCGCAGCUACUGUCGUGGCACGGCGGGAUGCCCCUCCAGCAGCUACUGUCGUGGCACGGCGGGAUGCCCCUCCUGCAGCUACUGUCGUGGCACGGCGGGAUGCCCCUCCCGCAGCUUCUGUCGUGGCACGGCGGGAUGCCCCUCCCGCAGCUACUGUCGUGGCACGGCGGGAUGCCCCUCCCGCAGCUUCUGUCGUGGCACGGCGGGAUGCCCCUCCAGCAGCUACUGUCGUGGCUCGGCGGGAUGCCCCUCCCGCAGCUACUGUCGUGGCACGGCGGGAUGCCCCUCCCGCAGCUACUGUCGUGGCACGGCGGGAUGCCCCUCCCGCAGCUACUGUCGUGGCACGGCGGGAUGCCCCUCCAGCAGCUACUGUCGUGGCUCGGCGGGAUGCCCCUCCCGCAGCUACUGUCGUGGCACGGCGGGAUGCCCCUCCCGCAGCUACUGUCGUGGCACGGCGGGAUGCCCCUCCCGCAGCUACUGUCGUGGCACGGCGGGAUGCCCCUCCAGCAGCUACUGUCGUGGCUCGGCGGGAUGCCCCUCCCGCAGCUACUGUCGUGGCACGGCGGGAUGCCCCUCCCGCAGCUACUGUCGUGGCACGGCGGGAUGCCCCUCCCGCAGCUACUGUCGUGGCACGGCGGGAUGCCCCUCCCGCAGCUACUGUCGUGGCACGGCGGGAUGCCCCUCCCGCAGCUACUGUCGUGGCACGGCGGGAUGCCCCUCCCGCAGCUACUGUCGUGGCACGGCGGGAUGCCCCUCCCGCAGCUACUGUCGUGGCACGGCGGGAUGCCCCUCCAGCAGCUACUGUCGUGGCACGGCGGGAUGCCCCUCCAGCAGCUACUGUCGUGGCACGGCGGGAUGCCCCUCCCGCAGCUACUGUCGUGGCACGGCGGGAUGCCCCUCCAGCAGCUACUGUCGUGGCACGGCGGGAUGCCCCUCCCGCAGCUUCUGUCGUGGCACGGCGGGAUGCCCCUCCCGCAGCUACUGUCGUGGCACGGCAGGAUGUAG
Bacillus rossius redtenbacheri is the source of this 1266-nucleotide messenger RNA. RefSeq lists its product as uncharacterized. NCBI's taxonomy places the organism in Eukaryota, Metazoa, Arthropoda, Insecta, Phasmatodea, Bacillidae. The transcript has a single exon. The record is from RefSeq and is a predicted model, not a curated record. Bases 1 to 1266 code for a protein of 421 amino acids.